AUGGAUAUAGUUAACAUCUCUUUGGUGACCGAAUUCAUUCUGGUAGGAUUAACAGACCAGCCUGAUCUCCAACUGCCCCUGUUCUUCGUGUUUCUAGCAAUGUAUCUGGUCACUGCAUUGGGAAAUCUGUGUUUGAUCAUUCUGACUGUGCUGAACUCUCACCUCCACACCCCUAUGUACUUUUUUCUCUUUAACUUGUCCUUUAUAGACCUCUGCUAUUGUUCUGUGUUCACUCCCCAAAUGCUGGUGAACUUUAUUUUAAGGAAGAAUACAAUUUCCUACGUGGAAUGUAUGACCCAAGUCUAUUUCUUCUGUUUUUUUGUUAUUUCAGAAUGUUAUGUGUUGACCUCAAUGGCCUAUGAUCGCUACAUAGCCAUCUGUAAUCCACUGUUGUAUAAUGUUGUCAUGUCUCCUAAGUUAUGUUUGAGUCUCAUGCUUGGUUCCUACUUUAUUGCAUUUUCUGAUGCUGUAGCUCACACUACAUGCAUGCUGAGACUGACCUUCUGUGAUGCCAACACCAUCAACCACUACCUCUGUGAUAUUCCUCCUUUGCUCCAGCUCUCCUGCACAAGCACGUAUGUCAACGAACUUGUCAUUUGUAUUGUUGGGAGCAUCAACAUCAUUGUUCCUACUUCAACUGUCUUUAUCUCUUAUGGUUCCAUCGUCUCCACCAUAUUCCGCAUCAGUUCCUCUGAGGGCAGGUCAAAAGCCUUCAGUACCUGCAGUUCCCACAUCAUUGCUGUUUUCCUGUUCUUUGGUUCAAGUGCAUUUGUGUAUUUCAAACCCUCCUCAGGGGAUUCUAUGAAUGAAGGAAAAAUCUUUUCUGUCUUUUAUACCAACGUGGUUCCCAUGUUGAAUCCCUUAAUCUACAGUUUGAGAAACAAAGAUAUUAAAGUUGCCCUUAGGAAAACCCUGAGCAGCAGGACCGUUUGA
This is a messenger RNA of Onychomys torridus (southern grasshopper mouse), 933 nucleotides long. RefSeq names its product olfactory receptor 8B3-like. Gene Ontology annotation, cellular component: membrane. NCBI's taxonomy places the organism in Eukaryota, Metazoa, Chordata, Mammalia, Rodentia, Cricetidae. Bases 1 to 933 code for a protein of 310 amino acids. Gene Ontology annotation, molecular function: G protein-coupled receptor activity; olfactory receptor activity; odorant binding. Gene Ontology annotation, biological process: sensory perception of smell; G protein-coupled receptor signaling pathway. The transcript has a single exon. The record is from RefSeq and is a predicted model, not a curated record.